UGAUAUUUGAAAGAAAUCACAAACAAAGUUUCGUCAAAACAGCGUUUUUUCUAUUCUUUUUAUCACUUGUCUUGUAAACCAUUUUGACAUUGGCAACAAACAAAAAAUCAUGUUGGAUUAUAAUUUAAUUUAAUUUCAAUAAGACGCAGCCAAUUGAUACAAAGUUGUGACUAAAACUUAAAAAUGUCCAACGGAAAGAUAUUAUUUCGAUUGGAUUUUCCACACGGACCAGGCACCGUACAUUUUACAUUUCAAACAGGAAGCUCAGGAAAUCAUCUUGUAACAACCGGCUCCGAUGGAACUGUUGCAAUUUACAAUCGUCAAGGCCAACUUCAAGAUCGAAUUGUAUUACAAGCAUUGUGCACCGGUUUGGCAUGGGAUCAUGAAGGUGAUAUAUUGAGUAUCAUAACGAAUAGUUCGUCUCAGAUAAUUCUAUGGGAUAUAAACAUACGUCAAAAGCAUAUCGUCGAUACAGGCUUACGAGAUUCUCUGUCAUGCAUUAUAUGGUCGAAAACAUCGCAAAUAUUGGCGGUCGCCUCAACACGAGGAAAUCUUGCCAUUUACAAUCAUCAAACAACAAAACGAACGCCAAUAUUGGGUAAACAUUCGAAGCGUAUAACAUGCGGUGCAUGGUCAAGAGAUAAUAUAUUGGCACUUGGAUCCGAGGAUAAAACAUUCUCAUUGAGCUCUGAAGACGGUGAUUCGUUGCGUGUUAUUCAAUUACGAGACAUUCCAAGUGAUAUGUGCUUUGCCGAAAUAAAAACCGAUGAACGUGUACCCGGCGAAAAUACAAUUAGUAUGAUAAUUGGUAAAAAGACGCUGUACUUAUAUCAUUUGCCGGAGCCCGAUUCGCCGGCCGAGCUUGGAUUUCAGCAUAAAUAUGGAAAUUUAUUGCAACAUAAAUGGUUCGGCGAUGGAUAUAUUCUAUUGGGAUUUUCACAGGGAAAUGUGGUGGCUAUAUCAACGCAUCCGAAAGAAGUUGGCCAAGAGCUAUGGCAAAUUCGAAAUCAUCGAGAUUCGUUGAGCGCAAUUGCCGUUUCAAAGGCAUUAGAACAGAUUGCGUCAUCCGGCGAUGAUAAAAUUAAAAUCCAUGCAAUCAGUAAUCUACAAGAGACGGUUAGCAUUCUCACCGUUCCCGAUCAGUCGGGCGUUAAAGCGAUGGAUUGGAGUGUUGACGGUCAAUUGAUUGCAACAUCAACGACACAAGGAUCGGUUUAUGUGUUUGUUACAAAAAUGUCUGUUUUGAGUACCGUUUCCUUUCCACGAAUUGCAAUUCUAAGUAGCUUGGCCGAGGUUUCCAUUUAUAAUUAUUCAUUGGACAAAAUUAAAACUCCACAUUGUGUUAUUCCGCUCGAAAUUGAACCGUCGGUCAUUGCGGUUGGUCCAUUUCAUUUUGCAUGUGGCAUGAACAAUCAUGCAUGGUUCUAUGACCUCAGUCGACCCAUUGAUGAUGCACCGAUAUCUUUGGGGGAUAAAGAGUACAUUGCCGAAAUUAAUGAUCUUAAAUUAAAUGCCAAAUAUUGUGCAGCACUUAUUGGUGGACGAGUCUCAUUACAUCCCAUUCCGCCAAAUACCUCAAUAAUGAAAGAUCAACAAGCUAGAAUGUUUCCCGAAAAUACACAUGGCAUGCAAGAAUCUGUGAUAACUUCAAUUCUUCUAACAUCCGAAUUUCUUAUCUUCUCCAAUGAUCUCGGUCACUUGGUAUUCUUUUCACUGGAAUUUUGGACUAACGUUGUUACGUAUCGUCACACAAUGGGCAUUCGAAACAUAUAUUCCGAUGUGGAUGGAACGAAAAUCAUAUUUGUUGAUGACCAUAAUCAAGGAUAUAUCUUUUGUCCGUCAGAUGAAGAUGCAGUCAUGAUACCAAAUUUUCCAAAAAAUUGUAGCAACAUUUUGUGGGAUUCAUUGCCGAGCCGAACAUUUGUUGUAUUCGAGAGUAAAUUGUGUACAACAUAUGUCUAUUCAAAAUACUCAAUAAACAAUAAACAUGUGAUGAAAAUAAGCGAAACACCGAUACUAUCGGAUCAAACGCCAUUGGUACUGUAUGACAGUGAAUUGUGUUUGGCCACAAGCGAUGGUAGUUUGUCAACAAUAGUAUUGACGUCGCACUUGAAUUUACCAUCGAUCGAAACAACGGAUCAACUUAAAAUGUUGAUUGAUAUGAGAAGAUUCGAUGAUGCAUGGCAUUUAUGUAAAACAAUGAAUCGAACGGAUGUAUGGCAAGAUUUGGGCAAAGCCGCAAUUGCCGAGCUUGAUAUCAAUUUUGCAAUUCGUGUCUAUCGUCAAAUUGGGAAUGCGUCAACGGUGUACGCAUUAAAAACUAUUUCAUCAAUUGAAGAUAUAAAUUUUGUGUCUGCAUUUUGUGCGCUAUUGCUCGGUGAAACGGACAAAGCGAAAACAUUCUUUGCAAAAAGUAUAAAUCCAGUGGAAGCAUUAGAUUUAUGUCGAGAUUUAUUACAAUGGGAACAAGCCAUUACGCUGGCUGAUACAUUGGCGCCCGAACAAAUUCCACUUAUAGCCAGAGAAUAUGCUCACCAACUCGAAUUCACUAAUCGAUAUGCUGACGCUCUAGCCAACUAUGAAAAGGGAAUGGAUCGAUCAACAUUGGACCGCAUUCGAUUGAGUGAAAGUGCAUUGGAAGAGCAUAAACGAAUGUGUGAAUUUGGAAUCGCUCGUACAAAUAUCAAACUGGGGAAUUUCAAAAAAGGGAUCAAUCUGGCGACCGAGCUGAAAGAUAAGCAAUUAUUUGAAGAUUGUGGCGAAGCGUUGACAACAAUGAAUGAAACUGUUGAGGCGGCACGCAUGUUUGAAUUGGCUGAGAAUUGGGAUCAAGCGUCAAUGCUAUAUGUUCAAUUAAAGGCGUGGCAAAAGGUUCGUUCAAUUUUACCGCAUGUAACUAAUUCGAAAAUGCAUGCCAUUUAUGCAAAAUCAUGUGAGGCCGAUGAAAAUUUCAAUGAAGCCAUCGAAUAUUAUCGCAAUGCCGGUGAUUUGGAUAGUGUAAUACGAAUUUAUGUGGAACAAUUGGCCGAUCCGCAUAGUGCAGCUGAGAUUGUGGUCGAGACACGAUCAAUGGACGGUUCAAAGCUACUGGCACAGUUUUAUCAAAGUGUCGGCGAUCAUGAACAGGCUCUACGGUUUCUUAUUCUUUGUGGUUCACUGAAUGAAGCCUUUAUAUUGGCAAAAAAACACAAAAAAAUACGUCAAUAUGCCGAAUUGCUGGAAAACUCAGACACAGCAAGUGCCAAUAAUUUCUUAAGUAUUGCAGAGUAUUUUGAGAAUGAAAAAUACACACUUUUAGCCGGAAAAUAUUACUAUUUUGCCAAGGAAUACACAAAGGCGUUGAAAUAUUUAUUAAAAGCAUCAACAUUCAGUAUGGACGAAAGUACGGCACUUGUUUUGGCCGUUGACUGUGCCGCUUCCUCAAAUGAUGAUAAAAUUGCUAAUCAAUUGAUUGAAUUUCUGCUUGGCGAACGGGACGGUUCGCCCAAAGAUCCAAAGUAUUUAUUUGGCUUGUAUAUGGCACGAAAACAAUUCAAAGAAGCCGCUAAAACGGCUGUUAUCAUAAGCAAUCAAGAACAAAUUGCUGGAAAUUAUCGUAAUGCACACGAUUUACUUUUCUCCAUGUAUCAGGAAUUACGGAAAAAUAAUCUAUCAAUUAGUGCUGUGAUGGUUGGGAAUUUAGCAUUACUCCAUCGUUAUACAUUAGUACGAACACAUGUAAAGAUUGGUGAUCAUCAUCAAGCUGCAAAGCUACUAAUUCAAGUUGCUGCCAAUAUUUCACGAUUUCCAGCUCACACUGUUCCGAUAUUAACGUCAACCGUAAUUGAGUGCCAUCGGGUUGGAUUUCAAAAGGCAGCAUUUUCAUAUGCAUCAAUGUUGAUGAGAUCAGAAUAUCGCAGCCAAAUUGAUCAAAAAUAUGCCAAGAAAAUUGAAGCGAUCGUUAGGAAAGCACCGAAUGGAAUCAAGGAUACCGAAGACGCAUAUCAAGAUGAAACACAACCAUGUCCAAUUUGUGAGUGUAAUCUACAAAUCAUGGAAUUGUCGUGUCAUCAGUGCAAAACCAAUUUACCAAUGUGUAUUGCUACGGGUCAGCAUGUCGCCAAAGGUGAUGUUGUCGCAUGUCCUGCAUGUGAUUUCCUAUGCUUUCAACCGCAAAUGACCAAAGUUUUAAAUGCAACGAAUCAAUGCCCCAUGUGUAGCGAAAUCAUCGAUUCGAAUCAAUUAAACGAAGUGACAAAUAUUGCCGAUUAUCUGAAUAUAUCUUAAGAUUGUGUUUUUAUUAUGUGGAUUCUUUUUUUCUGAAUAUUUAUUGAAUAAUAAAAUAAAUACACUAAAGCGUU
Messenger RNA from Contarinia nasturtii (swede midge), 4340 nucleotides. It is a transcript of the gene Oseg6, whose product is annotated as WD repeat-containing protein 19. The record is from RefSeq and is a predicted model, not a curated record. Gene Ontology annotation, biological process: cilium assembly; intraciliary retrograde transport. The coding region runs from base 184 to 4266 and encodes 1360 amino acids. Gene Ontology annotation, cellular component: intraciliary transport particle A; cilium. Gene Ontology annotation, molecular function: protein binding. NCBI's taxonomy places the organism in Eukaryota, Metazoa, Arthropoda, Insecta, Diptera, Cecidomyiidae. The transcript is spliced from 20 exons.